Molecule: messenger RNA, 282 nt
Organism: Cooperia oncophora
Lineage: Eukaryota; Metazoa; Nematoda; Chromadorea; Rhabditida; Trichostrongylidae
Source: the annotation of a GenBank genome assembly
AUGACAGUCGACGCUGUCUUCAGUUAUAGCAGGUUCAUGGUGAGAAAGGGUGGACGAUUGGAACGGCUCCAUAAACGAACGUUGUUUGAGUGGCGGCAUGCACAUCGUCAUCCGCGACAUCGUCACCAUAGGCAGAAACGCCGACGUCACGAAAGGGAUGGUGACAUGAAAAUUGAGCAUAUACUUGCCCAGAUGGAUUCCUAUGUUCGACCACGAUUUGGACGUUCGGCUGGAUUUCCGCAAUUACUUACAUCAACCUUGAUAACACCAUCUGUUCCGUAG